Suillus subaureus is the source of this 672-nucleotide messenger RNA. RefSeq lists its product as uncharacterized. Bases 1 to 672 code for a protein of 223 amino acids. NCBI's taxonomy places the organism in Eukaryota, Fungi, Basidiomycota, Agaricomycetes, Boletales, Suillaceae. The record is from RefSeq and is a predicted model, not a curated record. The transcript has a single exon.
AUGAAGAUGAAAGCUCACUAUGUUACAGCUCUGGAGCUCAAAGAGGUGUUUGAGGCAGAUGCAGGUGUGAGGAAGGAGAAAGAAAGGAUCGAGAAGGAGAAAAAAGAAAAGAAAAAGCUAGAUGAAGAAGCUCAUAUUGCACACAUUCACAACAACAUCGCAACAAGAACAUUUGAUGGUCCCCUCAAAUCAUAUAAACAGAAAGAAGAUCUGGAAGCACUUGCCGGGGCACUUGAACUCUCAAGAGAUGGGAAAAUUGCUGAUCUUUCUGCACGGAUCGCAGCUCACUUGCAGGAUCCUGGCACUCAUCAAUCCCUUGUAGAAAAUCCUCAACUUUCAGCGCUAUAUGGUUUGAAAUGGCAUGGGAACCAUGGGCACAUCACUGCAUCUACCUCAACUUCAACUGAAAGCUCAACUUGGACACCUUCAGCAAGUAUUUCUCUCCCCCCAGCACCCAACAAUGUAUCCCCUCCACACAUGCUGUUUUUCUUGCAAAUACAAGGAUCCAUUCCAUAUUCAAAUUAUUGGCCAGGGCAACAUCACAUUGGUGCUGGAUUUUCACAAACUGCUCCAAGUCCUGUUGCAUCCAUGUCAUCACAACCAUUGCCAUCUGGGCAUCGUAAUAAUGAUGACAGUCUAUAUUACUCUGGUAACCUGCAAUACAUAUUUUAG